Molecule: messenger RNA, 2658 nt
Organism: Pelmatolapia mariae (spotted tilapia)
Lineage: Eukaryota; Metazoa; Chordata; Actinopteri; Cichliformes; Cichlidae
Product: protein NLRC3-like
Exons: 6
Coding region: 1-2658 (885 amino acids)
Biological process (GO): intracellular signal transduction
Molecular function (GO): protein binding
Source: RefSeq, a predicted model, not a curated record
AUGAGGGAUCUGCAUCAAGAGGAUUACAGAGCAGAGUCUCCAGGAUCCAGCUGUCUAUCUAUGAAGAGUGACUGGUCCAAAGCUCAGCCUCCAGUGUUCAACACUGAACCUAGACCCUCAGACACUAAAGAGAAGAGUUAUGUUAGUGUGGAGGAGGAGCUAUCCUACUGUGCUUUGUGUCAGGACAUCCUGAAGGAUCCAGUCUCUACCAAUUGUAGACACUGGUUCUGCAGACAAGGGAGAGACUCCUUGUGUCCACAGUUUGGAUGCAGGUCCAGACUGCAGACCGCCAGUCAGAGAGGUUGUGCUCAAAAUGUUGGUCUGCAGGAGGUUUUAGAUGAACAUAAGAUCAGUCUAAGGAGGAGAUGUGAACAUGUGACUGAAGGAAGUGAUGAAACAGGAAGUGGGACUCUGCUCAACAGGAUCUACACUGAACUUUACAUCACAGAGGAACAGAGUGAAGAAGUUCAUAGCCAACAUGAGGUGAGGCAGCUGGAGACAGCUUCCAAGACCAUCAAUGACACUCCAAUCAGGUGCCAGGACAUCUUUAAAGCUUUGGCUGACCAACAGAGACCCAUUAGAGUUGUUCUAACAAAUGGCAUUGCCGGCAUUGGAAAAACCUUCUCAGUACAGAAGUUCACUCUGGACUGGGCAGAAGGUUUGGAGAACCAACAUAUCAUUGUGGUGAUUCUGCUUUCAUUCAGGGAGCUGAACCUGAUCAGAGAUGAGCAGUACAGUCUUCUAGAGCUGCUCCAUGUUUUCCAUCCAGCAUUACAGAAGGUCACAGCAGAGAAGCUCGCAGUCUGUAAACUUUUGUUCAUCUUUGACGGCCUGGAUGAAAGCAGACUUUCAUUGGAUUUCACCAACAGGAAGCUCGUGUCUAAUGUCACACAGAAGUCAUCAGUCAGCGAGCUGCUGACAAACCUCAUCGAGGGGAAUCUGCUUCCCUUGGCUCUCGUCUGGAUAACUUCCCGACCUGCAGCUUCCAGUCAGAUCCCUCCUAUAUGUGUUGACAGGGUAACAGAAGUACGAGGCUUCACUGACGCCCAGAAGGAGGAGUACUUCAUGAGCAGAUUCAGUGAUGAAGAGCUGUCCAGCAGAAUCAUCUCCCACAUGAAGACAUCCAGGAGCCUCCACAUCAUGUGUAGAAUCCCAGUCUUCUGCUGGAUCACUGCUACGGUUCUGGAGCACAUGUUGACUACAGAGGAGAGAGGAGAGCUGCCCAAGACCCUGACUGACAUGUACUCACACUUCCUGCUCGUUCAGACAAAGAGAAAGAAGCACAAAUACCAUGAGGGACAUGAGACGAGUCCACAGGAGCUGAUGCAGGCUGACAGGGAAGUUCUCCUGAAGCUGGGGAGGCUGGCCUUUGAACAUCUGGAGAAAGGAAACAUCCUAUUUUACCAAGAAGACCUGGAGCAGUGUGGUCUGGAUGUCACAGAGGCCUUAGUGUACUCAGGAGUUUGUACAGAGAUCUUCAAAAGAGAGUGUGUGAUCUUCCAGAAACCAGUCUACUGCUUUGUUCAUCUGAGCAUCCAGGAGUUUCUGGCUGCUGUCUAUAUGUUCCACUGUUACAGCAACAGGAAGGAAGAGGUGCUGGAGAAGUUUCUGAGAAAUGAUUUUCCAGAUUUAUUUACUGAUGAUUUUGAUGAUGGUAUGGCCAUCUAUUUUCAAGAGGACUUUCUUUCCACUGUCAUGCAGAAAUCUCUCCAAAGUACGAAUGGCCAACUGGAUCUAUUUGUCCGCUUUCUUCAUGGCCUGUCACUAGACUACAACCAGAGACUCUUAGGAGGUCUGCUCAAUAAGAUGGAGUACAGUCCAGAAAUCAUCCAGAGAGUCAUCAAUAAUCUGAAGAAGAUGAAGAGUGAUAAAAUCUCUCCUGAUAGAAGUAUCAACAUCUUUCAUUGUUUGAUGGAGAUGAAUGACUUCUCAGUACAUCAGGAGAUCCAAGAGUUCCUGAAGUCAGAAAACAGAUCAAAGAAGGAACUAUCUGACAUUCAUUGCUCAGCUCUGGCCUACAUGCUCCAGAUGUCAGAGGAGGUUCUGGAUGACCUGGACCUGAAUAAGUAUAAUACAUCAGAGGAGGGACAACGAAGACUUAUUCCAGCUGUAAGAAACUGCAGAAAGGCACGGCUUUCUAGCUGUGAACUCUCAGAAAGUCACUGUGAAAUUGUCGCAUCAGCUCUGAAGUCCAGUCCCUCCCAUCUAACAGAGCUGGACCUGAGUGGAGCCAAACUCCCUGAUUCAGCUUUGAAGCAGCUGUUUACUGGUCUAGAGAGUGCAAACUGUAGGCUGGAGACUCUAAGUUUAUGGGAUUGCAGUUUGUCAGACAUCAGCUGUGCUGCUCUGGUGUCUGCCCUCAAGUCCAACCCCUCCCAUCUGAAAUAUUUGGACUUGAGUCUCAACAAGCUGCAAGAUUCAGGAGUGAAACACCUAUGUGAUUUUCUUCAGAGUCCACACUGCAGAUUGGAGACUCUGAGAUUGUAUCGUUGCGGUUUGUCAGUGAUCAGCUGUGCUGCUCUGGUCUCUGCUCUCAAGUCCAACCCCUCUCAUAUGAAACAUCUUGACCUGAGCUACAACAAGUUGCAGAAUUCAGAUGUGCAGCAGCUGUUUGAGCUUCUGAAGAGUCCACAGUGUAGACUGGAUCUUAGGAUCUGA